Messenger RNA from Dendrobium catenatum, 638 nucleotides. RefSeq lists its product as uncharacterized. The transcript is spliced from 2 exons. Lineage: Eukaryota; Viridiplantae; Streptophyta; Magnoliopsida; Asparagales; Orchidaceae. The coding region runs from base 183 to 470 and encodes 95 amino acids. The record is from RefSeq and is a predicted model, not a curated record.
CAACCCGCUAAAGGGCUAGAAAAGCACGAGCCACAGCCGUUUUCUAAAUUCAUGUUCAGCUCAAGCUCACCAUUAUUUCUCUUUGGCCAGCUUAAGAAGUCGCCCGAAACUUCUAUCUAGGGCACGCAAAUUGGAUUCCCAGGAAAGAAAGCACGUAGCAGAGAGUUUAACAGGCGGCAGCUAUGGCUUUGAAUGGCGGAAUCCGAUCCGGCCUCAAGGUUAUGAUAUCAAAUGAAUCAGCGUUAUCAAAAUCAGUGUUCCGAGGUCUCCAUGCGACUGGAGUGAAGAAAAUGGGAGAUCAUGGCCAUGACGAACCAUUCUAUGUUCAUGCGAAGCACAUGUAUAACCUGGACCGCAUGAAGCACCAAAAAGUGAAAAUGUCUCUUGGCGUACUGGCAGCCUUUAGCAUUGGCGUCGGCGUUCCUGUUUAUGCUGUCAUUUUCCAGCAGAGGAAGACAGCUUCUGGAUGACCUAGCUGCCCAACAUUGAGCAAUAAUUCAAACCUUGAACCUGCCUUUUUUGUUUUUUGUUUGGAUUGCUUAAUACGCUGUAGGCUACAGUAUGACUUGGUGAUGUUCAUUUGCAAGCAAAUGAGUUUAUUUGAUUCAUACCUCAUCCAGGAACUGGAACUUCUUUCA